AGAUUAUGCCCCAAUUUCUGAAUGUCUAUAGAGGACUGAGAGUAGGAGAGAGACUAUAGAAGUGAAGUUUGAAGCAGAGUGCUCUGUUUUUCACUCCUUUUCUGCCAUGUUUGCUUCUACGUAAUCGAGGAACCCAUCUUCAAAACAUUUAGAAAAUUAUGGAGGUUAGUAGCAGCCAAAACAACAGCACUGGUGUAUUGUGGUUCUUCAAGGAUAAAGGAUUUGAUGACAAAAGCAUUCAGGACAUGUUCAAACGGUGCAAGCGGCUCGAAGGCUUGCAAAGGGAAAGAGCUUCCCAAAGUUGGGAUUAUUUGAGAAGCAUUGGUAUCCCAGAGAGAAAACUACCAUCAGUAGUUCUCAAAUGCCCGAAAAUCCUGUCAUUCGGUGUGGAUGAGACACUCGAGCCCAUGGUUCAGUGCCUUAAUACACUUGCUACAAAACCUGAGGAGGUUGUAACAGCUAUUAUCAAAUUUCCCUAUAUUUUUUCUCACAGUGCAGAAGGAAAGCUGUGUCCUUUAUUAGGUUUCUUUGAGGCACUUGGGAUUCCUGAAAAGCAACUUGGUAAAAUGGUAUUGGUCAAUCCUAGAAUCGUAAGCUACAGCAUCGAGCCAAAGCUUACUCAGUUUGUGGAUUUCCUUACCAAGCUCGGGCUUAAUGAGGAAGGGAUGAUUGGUAAAAUUUUGGUGAAGAACCCAUAUCUCAUGGGUUACAAUGUUCAGAAGAGGCUGCAGCCUACAGCAGAAUUCCUAAAGAACGUUGGUCUGACAAAAACAGAUCUUCAGAAAGUUGCUGUAAACUACCCUGAGGUUCUAUGUCGAGAUGUUGAGAAAGUUCUCAAGCCAAAUUUCGAUUACUUAAGGAGCUCUGGAUUCGGUGACAAUCAGAUCGCAGCUUUGGUGUCUGGUUACCCCCCUGUACUGAUCAAAAGUAUCAAGAACUCCUUGGAGCCGAAACUGAAGUUUCUGGUGCAAGUGAUGGGGAAAAGCCUUCAGGAUGUUGUGGAGUAUCCUGAUUUCUUUCGACAUGGUUUGAAAAAGAGCUUGGAGUUGAGGCAAAGGGUACUGUCUCAGAAGAACAUAGAUUGCAGCUUAAAUGAGAUGCUGUACUACAAUCGAAAGAAGUUCUGCUUGAAGUAUGGAUCAACCUAGGAAAUCCACAAGCGAUGCAACCUUUUGUUUGCUUUUUCCAGUUCCUAAUGGUAUUUAAUUCUUAUCAGUUCUUUUUAGUUGUAGACUACUUUCAUAUGAUAUAAUAUAUUGCUUUGUAUGAUUAUGUUUCUUCAAUCAAAAUGCACUAAUGCAGGAAUUGCAAGAAUGAUCUAGUAUAAUUGAUUUUUGUAUUGAAUAAAUCAAAACCUUCUUCAAUGGAGAAAUCAGAACGCAUGAACAUCCUCAAUGGAGGAGGAAGACAAACCUUGCCCUUAAGGGUUAACCAUGCCAUAAUUUCUCCAAUUUUUUUAGGGUUUUUCGUCUU
Messenger RNA from Chenopodium quinoa (quinoa), 1473 nucleotides. RefSeq names its product transcription termination factor MTERF6, chloroplastic/mitochondrial-like. The record is from RefSeq and is a predicted model, not a curated record. Gene Ontology annotation, molecular function: double-stranded DNA binding. The coding region runs from base 159 to 1148 and encodes 329 amino acids. The transcript has 2 exons. NCBI's taxonomy places the organism in Eukaryota, Viridiplantae, Streptophyta, Magnoliopsida, Caryophyllales, Amaranthaceae. Gene Ontology annotation, biological process: regulation of DNA-templated transcription.